CCUUGUCUUCUUGAUUGAUUUCAAUUAUGCAUUUACCUUAUUUCAAUCUUUUAGAUUCCUAGUCAACUACAUCAGGAUGAUGACAGUGAGCAGCAGGUUGAUGAUAAUGAGUAGCAAGAUGAUGAGAGUGUGCAGCAGGUUGAUGAUAAUGAGCAGCAAGAUGAUGAUAGUCAGCAAUUACCAGUGCAGCCUACAAGAUUGAGAUGCUUCAUUUGUUGCAGAAACUAAUAAAAUAGGAAGUAAAACAAGAUUCAAAAAUUAAAGGCUAGCAUCACGGCUUGGUAGCCCAACCCAGACCACAGACUUCAAUGCUGAUUGUGAGGUUGGACUUUAUUUGCCAAAUUAAAACCUAUUAUGCAAUGGGUAUAGAGUAGCAUCAAAGUUUACCACUGAACUCAUUAGUCUUAUUGUACUGGUGUAUCACUUCUUUCUUCUACCAACUUAACUAUGAGGAAGGUUGUUGCUGAUUUUUUUAACAUUUGUAAAUUUGGUCCUUCCAAGCAUUUUUACCUUCUCUUAAUGUUUUGUAUUUGCUUGUGCAGGGUGAAAAUAAGAUUCAGAUCCAAGUAUAAAAGAGGAUACAAUUUUAAAAAAUGAAGUUGCUCAAACAAGUAUUGUGAAUGCAUGCAAGCAACUAGUUCUUCAAAUUAACCUGCAAGGAAUCAGGCUCUAAAACCAUAUGUGAUGUUGGUGACACCUUGCUGAAAAGCCGAAGUGCCAAGCACAACAAUCAUCUCAAAAGCCAUGGACACCUUUUGAUUUUUAUAAGAUCCAUACAUGAAUUCAGACUUGUAAUUAUAAUAGAUUUUGAAUUCAAGCUUGGAAGAAUCUGCAACUAAGGGGAUUCAGACCAUGGAGAUAGAAAUGGAAAACAAGCCAGUGAAUGCAAAACAUGGAUUGGAGUUCUAUUAGGUGUUAUGGUUUCAAUAGGGUUUGAUUGCUGUAAUUGUAGGCCAUCCAUUGGCCUUGAAACACCUAACAAAUGCUCAUCGAACGAACAAAAAGCAGUUAGAAAGGCACUGUCAUCAAGAGAAAUUAAGAAUGAUUCUGUUAUUGGACCAUAAGGUUUUAAUCUCUUGGAGGUGCUCAAUUUCAGUCAGCUGGAAGAGUGACAGGAUGUCGAUCAGUCUAUUAUACCUUGAGUAGGUUUCUUUCUGUUGAGUUGUCAUCGACUAAGGUGCACCCAGACUCCAGGGACAUCUCAACCCAUAAUGACUCUUAACUCCUUGAAAGUAUAUUUUGAGUAGAAUUAUGAUUAAGCUUGAAAUUCAUUUCAAGUAGAUAUGCUUUUCUUUAAUUCUUAUUUCUCAUUUCCAUUAUCAAUGCUACUUUGUGAUGCUCUUGUAAUUGACAUCAAAGUUCUCAUGUUUUAACAAAUGAACAGCAGGGAAUUCAAGAUGAAAACAGAGAGAGUCAACCAUGACAACCAGUAGCUAACCAUGGAAAUCAAUGGUAUAGUAUUGGAGACCCAGUGGUGGGAAACGUGGUUUGCUCAAUAUGUUUUUUUGUCUUGAAAUGGUGAUGAAGAGAUUUGAACCCACUUUCCAGCAUAGGUCACAUCUCUCCUGAUAAUUCAGCCAACACCAGCAAUGUCAUGUUUGCUAGCAGCCCAGGGAUGACAUGGCAAGUCUCUGAAGUGAAGAAAUUUCAUCCAAGAUCAAUCAAUGCAAAGUGGAAGAUGCAUAAAUAUUUAAGGCGAUCAAGUGCCAUAUUCUGUCAAAUUAGUUGCUAACCAACAGACAUGAAAUGUGGAAGGCCAAGUUAAACUUGCUAAUGCUGUCUUGAAUUUUGAUUGCAAUAAUGGAUGCAUUGCUAUUGAGUACAAAAGAGCGUUGUGAGAUUGGGUGUAUUGGGAAGCUUCUAUCGAAUCUAGGGACGAGAUUUUAGCAAUUGUAUCCAUUUCUUUAAGUAGUAGAAUUUCUACUUGGCUCUUCCAGCAAAAUUUUGUGGUUGUUCUUUUAUUGUUCUUUCAUCAUCUCUUAUUGUAUAAAAAUAGUUAGAGAAC
Molecule: messenger RNA, 2005 nt
Organism: Rubroshorea leprosula
Lineage: Eukaryota; Viridiplantae; Streptophyta; Magnoliopsida; Malvales; Dipterocarpaceae
Source: the annotation of a GenBank genome assembly